CUGCACGUGCGCGUGCACGCAGCACUUCGCCGUCAGCUGUUAGCUUGUGUCAUCAUCAUCAUCAUCGUCAUCGUCAUCGUCAUCUUCAUCCUCCCAGCAUCCUCCGCUCUGACGUCAUCAGCACGGCAGCAAAGUCUGAUCCCAGAAGGAUGGGAGAGUCUCGACUCAUCGUUGAGGAGAUGCUGGCGCUUUGUCUCCAGCGAUUGGCAAUGGAGGAAAGUGCGAGGACCACUGAGCUUGAGUUCAUGGAAGUGGUGAACAACUUUGAGAGCUUCCGGAAGCGAUGGCUGCAUGCGGAGUUGGAGAUGAAGAAGUACAAGGAGCUGCUGGUCAAGUCGGAUGUGGCUAAAGCUGCUCUGGAGGUCAAACUGAAACACGCCCGCAACCAGCUGGACGUGGAAAUGAAGAAGCGCUACAAGAUGGAGGGCGACUACCAUUACCUGCAGCGGCAGAUGCAGCUCAUGUGUGACAUCCUGGUUCACGACAGCAAAUCCAGCGCAUGUUUGAACGAGGAGCAGAAAUCUCUUCUGGCCGCCUUCGAUCACAAAGGACCCAACGUGACUCUGCAGCGCAGCAGCAAACGAUUGUCUGCCAUCGAUGAGUCGUCCUUCUUGUCGCACUCCGACAUCAGCUACGACCGGACAGAUGACGACAUGGACCUGGACUCUACUGUCAUCAAACCUCUGCGCUCGCGAGCGCGAGAGAGGAGGCGCACGUCCAUGAAUGUAAGCCUUGCUGCUCCCGGAGGAAGACUCGGGCGAGGCGCCAAUAUUUCUGUCGAGCUCCUGGAGUCCAAAACUGUGGGGAAGGAGGUGGAGACCAUGGUCAGGGCGUCGGUGGAGAUCCCCGAGACUGGUGGUCAGGUUCCCUUGGCGGUCGGCGUCCUGCAGGAGGAAGCAGGCGUUUCCACGCAGGAGACUGCUGGAGAGCAGACGUCCGCGUGUGACCAAGUGCAGAUGAGAAAACACCUCUUCCUCUCUAAGACGGUGAUCCGCCCUGAGAUGUGUGUGCCUUGCGGAAAAAGAAUCCGCUUUGGCAAGAUGGCGCUGAAGUGCAGGAAGUGCCGCACCGUCGCUCAUCCCGAGUGCCAGCACAAGUGUGCUGCAAGCUGCCCUGACAGCGCGCCGCCAACAGGAAGUGCUCAAAUGGACUCACUGGAGGCUUUGGCUCCUCCGAGUCAUCCCAGAGUUCCUGCGCUGGUCACGGAGUGUGUGCGAGAGAUCGAGAGGCGGGGCUUACAGGAGCGAGGCCUCUACAGAGUUCCUGGUGGCGAGCGGCAGGUGAAGGAGUUGCGGGAUCGCUUCCUGGCUGGAAAAACUCCGCUUCAGCUGGGGAAGGUCUCAGAUAUCCAUGUGGUUUGUGGCGUCCUCAAAGAUUUCCUGAGGAAGCUCAAAGAACCGCUGGUCACCUUCCGGCUCCAUCGCCACUUCAUGGAAGCUUCUGAGAUGAGCGACGAGCAUCACUCGUCGGCCGCCAUGUUUCAGGCCGUCGCUGAGCUGCCCAAGUCCAACCGAGACACGCUGGCCUUCCUCAUGCUUCAUUUCCACAAGGUGAUGCAGAGUCCUCCGUGUCAGAUGGACCACAAUAAUUUGUCUCGGGUGUUUGGACCGACUCUGGUGGGACACGGCAUGUCUGAACCCUCGCCGUCAACCAUCAUGCAGGACACAAACGUGCAGCCCAAGGUCAUCUGUCGCUUGUUGUCGCUCCCAGAAGACUACUGGAGGCGGGUCCUGAGUGUCCAGACUAAAACCACUAACCAGGCCCAAGCUCGCUUCUUCAAGCCGCUAACGUCUCCUGAGCUGAAGAGCUACCAGGCCCUGGGCUCCAAUCCGGGUCGCAUCAAAAACGUGGGCAGUGCUUUCAGCAACGGGCGAAGUGAGCCGGGGAAGAAGUUCUUCACGUCGCCCAGCUGACACUUUUACUUAAGGAAACCCAACUGAAUAAAAGAUGAAACCUGCAAUUUAAAAAAAGAA
Messenger RNA from Nerophis lumbriciformis (worm pipefish), 1973 nucleotides. Its product is annotated as rac GTPase-activating protein 1. Gene Ontology annotation, cellular component: cleavage furrow; nucleus; spindle midzone. The record is from RefSeq and is a predicted model, not a curated record. Gene Ontology annotation, molecular function: GTPase activator activity. Gene Ontology annotation, biological process: Rho protein signal transduction; mitotic cytokinesis; mitotic spindle midzone assembly. NCBI's taxonomy places the organism in Eukaryota, Metazoa, Chordata, Actinopteri, Syngnathiformes, Syngnathidae.